Macrobrachium nipponense is the source of this 3664-nucleotide messenger RNA. Its product is annotated as trypsin-1-like. Lineage: Eukaryota; Metazoa; Arthropoda; Malacostraca; Decapoda; Palaemonidae. Bases 2813 to 3616 code for a protein of 267 amino acids. Gene Ontology annotation, biological process: proteolysis. Gene Ontology annotation, molecular function: serine-type endopeptidase activity. The transcript has 3 exons. The record is from RefSeq and is a predicted model, not a curated record.
ACAUCUUUCAUCAUCCUCCCUUACAUUACUCAUCCUUAUCCUAUUCUGAUAUACUUUUGUACGUAUAUGUUUCGCCGUCUUCCACAUGAAAUUUAUUAGUCAACCAAGUGGCCGCGAGUUCGAUUCUCGAGCAUUCCGUUGAGGAGUGAGAGAUGUGUAUUUCUGGUGAUAGAAGUUCACUCUCGACGUGGUUCGGAAGUCACGUGAAACCUUUGGUCCCGCUGCUGAAUAACCACAGGUUCCAUGCAACGUAAAAAACACCAUACAAAAACAACCAUGUUCUCCAAUUGGACGCUAAACUGUACAUGUAAUUUGUUUCAAAACGUAAUAUGGUGGUCUUCUAGACUGAAAGCAAAUUCACUCCAAAUAGUAUCGGAGAGAAAAAAGAAAGAAAAAAAAAAGAGAUGUCAAAUGAGUCAUAAGGUCAUGAGAGAUCCACCUCCGAUAAAGAGGUAAAUCCAAGAUAGAAUGAAGACAGACUUGAAAGAGAGAGAGAGAGAGAGAGAGAGAGAGAGAGAGAGAGAGAGCAAUAAUCUAAACAGUUACCUGUUAGGUUAACAGAAAUCUCUAAUAUCUUGGGUGUUUAUUAAAAUCUACUAUAUUAGAAGACUUGACCUAAACAGACAAACAUUUAUGUUAUGUCAUCCUACCUAUAAAUAUUUUGAACAGUGAAGUUACUAUAAGGUUAAGAUAGCAUUUUUGAUUCUGUUACGUCCAAACUUAAUAACAAUCUUCAUGGAACAGAGGAGAGAAUUACGUCCAGUCUCUGUUCAAACACAGUUUCUCUAUUCAGAUAUAAGUUUCUUGGAUCGUUCAUGAAGAGACUUCAACCUCACAGAGGUGACAAGAGGAUUUUGAGAGAUGAAUGCUGAAUGAGACACUGGAAGCUGAAUUAUCAUGCAAAUUCUCUGCGUGAAAGAAACUGUAAAGCAAAAAGAUGGUUUUUAAAUCCAGAGAGAAGAGAGAUAAAAUCACAAACAAAUUUUUAUCAACAGAUCAUUGUUCUGUAGUAGGGGAAUUAGACUGGAAAGUUGUCUGACACCUCAUCAGAAUUUCACGUCCAUUCCAAGAGCGGAAGACUGGGGCCAUUAACAAGAUAUGUUUACCUUACAGAACUUCUCUUUCAAGUCGGAAUCUUUGAAGAUAUCAGUACGACAAGAGAAGAAGAGCCUUCCAAGUAUCAUAGCGGGCUUGGCCAAGCUUCAAUAACAGCUGUAAAUCGUGUUUUUGAAAUAAACUUGAAUUAGGAAACGUUGUCAUUCCGUUAGGGACAUAUAAUUCAAAGAAGUUUAACAAUUCUCUGACGCAUUCCUCUUCAGAAAAGGGAAUCAGAUUAAUGCCUUGUUCAUGCAUAACGAAGAAGAAGGAUGCGGUUAUUAAGAAAAAAAUAUCAGGACGUACAGUAUAAAAAUUGAAUUAAGAAUUGAAGUUUCAGCAAAGCAAGGUAAAACCGCCUACCAUGGGUGAUUUUUACGAAAAUCAAAAGGCUCAUCUCUGACAAAUGCUGAGAAAGACCUACUCAAACAUGCUGUGAGUGGGUUAAAGGAGUUUUCAAGGUAAGUCAAAAGUUGAGAAAAUGAGAUGCAAUAGGACCGUAUGUCCGGAUAAUAAAUAAACUAAGAGCAGAAAUAGUUUGGGAAGGAAAGUACCCACUGAUUUCUCUCUUGGUUAACGAGUAUAGGGGUGUAAUACCAUAUUCGUUGGUAGAGUGAGCAAGAGCCAUGGCAGACACUCAGAUGAGCCAAUUUUAUGACACCUAAGUAAAAAUACAAAAUUUGCUUUAAGAAUAUCGUGAGAUAUUUGGAAAUUUUGCGAGAGGCAGCACCACAGCAAACGGAGUUUUAAGAGAAGCUGUAGGGGACUAGAAGAUUUGAGAUAAAACAAGAAGAAGAAGGGGAAGAAGAAGAGCUACUCUGAGCUGGGUAGUCAUGGAUGGGAACCAACAUUUCUGCAAGGCGAGUCUGCCGUCUCGGGUACUUUAAUAGCUCGAACGCUCAAGAUCCCCUACUGGCAUAAUGCAAACUUAAUCCAAAAUCCAAACAGUGUGUGGUUGAGGACUGUGUUAAACUGGGGUAGCUCCCUCGUUACCAAUGGUUUCUUGAACCACAAGAAAACCCUAAUUUCUAUAGAGUCAGCGUGAUGCUGACUCAUGUGCACAAAGACUCUACCUUGAUUGGCAGCAAAUUCGUACAUGUAUGUGUUUGCAAAAGGAGGAAAUGCUACAUCAGUGAUUGCGUCAGUGCAUAAAUGCGAUCGUCUAAUUGUUUCCUUAUACUCAUAUGAUAUUUGGAUAGUAUGUCCUACUUCUUUCACCGUCAUCUGGUCACAAAAUAUUCGCACUUCGUCGAGAGGCGAAUUGCUGAAGCUACAGUAUCUCCCUCCCCACCCCCGUCCCCAUCCCCACUCCGUGUACCCCAACCCCCCUCUCUCCCAACAUAUGCAAAGCAUUUCAUACCAUUUAAAGAAAGGUUUGAAAUGAAGGCAGGAACACUCAUCACCACUGACAAAAAGAAAGAAAGAUUACUCAGAGAAAUUCAGAAGAUUUACACCUUCCUCUAAAAUGAAAACAAGAAGCCACAUCAUCAUCCACAAGAAUUAAUAGGAAAUGCUUGAAGAAAUUCACAGAAUUUACUUACUCGUUGUUUCGUUUGAAUAAUGACGCCACGCAGUAAUUCAUAUGCCUCUUCUGAUAAGCCUGAGAAUAUUAGUUGUCGGAUAAAAGCAUCUUUGCGGAGUAGCUGCCCUGUUGUGGAAUUGCUUGCUCGUGCACGGAUAGUACUUUGCAGGCCUUAUUGAAUGCAAAGAGGGGAUUAUGUACUUCCUGGUGGUUUUCUUCUGUUUUUCUUCAGUCCUUAGCUCGCCUCACUGGGGGCCUCGAUAUUAUCGCCACCGGCGUACUGGCAUCAUAGGAGGCGACCCGGCUUCUGCGGGAGAACUUCCAUACCAGUUGAGUCUCCAGGACACGUCCUUCGGCUUCCGCUUCCACUUCUGCGGUGCUGUUAUCUACGACGAAAACUGGGGCGUCUCAGCUGCCCAGUGCUUCCAAGGGGUUGACCCGGAGGACCCAGGUGGCAUUGUCGCUGUCGCCGGCGAACUCCAGAGGGACAUCACAGAAGGUCCCGAACAGACCUCCCGAAUAUCGCAGUUCUUCCAGCACGAGUUCUUCAACGGCUUCACCUUCAGCAACGACGUAGCCGUCUUCAGGGUCUCGACGCCCUUCGUCUACAACGAAUUCGUCCAGCCAAUCGCCCUGGCACCGGCCAACCACACGGCCUCGGGCAACUGCACCAUUUCGGGCUGGGGGGCCACUGAAGAAGGCGGAGUACCCUCGGAGUCGCUCAUGAGAGCGUUCUUGCCCGUGCUGACUGACGCCCAGUGUCGAGUGACCUACGGCGACGCCCUUGAGGAUUCGAUGAUCUGCGCGGGCGUUCCUGAAGGCGGCGUCGACGCCUGUAACGCCGAUACGGGAGGACCUCUCGUGUGCUCCGAUCUCGGUGGGCCUUACCUGGCUGGUAUUGCCUCUUGGGGGCGUGGGUGUGGCAGGCCUGAUACACCUGGCGUUUACUGUGAGGUUUCUUAUUAUGUUGACUGGAUCAAGGCUCACGUAUCUCAGUAAAUGGACCAUUUUGAUCGCUUACUUAGCAGAGAAAUGGAGGUGAAAUCA